Molecule: messenger RNA, 3440 nt
Organism: Rhincodon typus (whale shark)
Lineage: Eukaryota; Metazoa; Chordata; Chondrichthyes; Orectolobiformes; Rhincodontidae
Gene: ddx31
Product: DEAD (Asp-Glu-Ala-Asp) box polypeptide 31
Exons: 21
Coding region: 179-2386 (735 amino acids)
Biological process (GO): ribosome biogenesis
Cellular component (GO): nucleus
Molecular function (GO): ATP binding; nucleic acid binding; RNA helicase activity
Source: RefSeq, a predicted model, not a curated record
CUACUGACCAAUUAGAAUUUUAAAUAUUUCGGCUGGAAAGGCCGAUAUGUCUGUGAGGAAACACUCUUAGAAUUUACUGAAAAUAAUCGGAAGGAGAGAGCCCCUUUGUCCACUUUUUUGUUAGAUAGGAGUUUAUUACUUUAUAGUCAAUCUGAUUCGAAGAAUAAAGCUUCCAUACAUGGCCGAAGAUGGUGGAUUAAUGUUAAAUGUUAUUAAUGACCCCGGAGCCCCAUUUCUCAGUCGAAGGAAGAAGGUUUAUCAGCGCAAGGGCUCGAGAGAUGCGGAAAGUCGGAGACAGACACAGCCUAUUGGCAGGAAAUGUCAGAUACAGCAGAACUCUAGAAGUGACUCUUCUUCACCUAAGAGUCCAAAUCAAAAAGUUCCAGUUACAAAAAGAAAAUACACGAGCAUUGAGAAACUACCUCAGUGUGAGCAAUUACCCAACCUGGCUCCAAAGAGGAGAAAGAUUAAAGAAGGUCCAGUGGAUAAAGUGGAGAUAAAAGAAGCGGCUCCUGUGAAAACCUCCUCUUUGUUUAGGAACAACCCUGACAUACCAGAGAUACCCAGACAGACAGUAAAAACGUUGAAGGAAGAGGUUUUUACAACUAACUCUUUCAAUGAGCUUAAUCUCCAUCCACACCUGGUCUCUACACUCAACAAUGUCCUCAAGCUCUCCAACAUGACCAGCGUUCAGAAGCAAACAAUUCCAGUUUUACUUGAUGGAAAGGAUGCUCUGGUACAAUCACAAACAGGCUCAGGCAAAACAUUAGCAUAUGGUGUCCCUCUGGUCCAGUCUUUGCAGUCUGUUCGACCAAAAAUCCAGCGCAGCGAUGGACCAUAUGCUGUAGUCAUCAUUCCAACCAGAGAGCUGGCCCUGCAAAGCUAUGAUACCAUUCAGAAAUUAAUCAAGCCGUUUACAUGGAUCGUACCAGGAGUACUGAUGGGAGGAGAGAAACGAAAAUCUGAGAAAGCUAGGUUACGUAAAGGUAUAAAUAUACUUCUAUCAACUCCAGGGCGACUAGUGGAUCAUAUAAAGAACACAAAAAAUACUUGUUUUACUCGUGUACAGUGGCUUAUUAUUGAUGAAGCUGACAGGUUGCUGGACCUGGGUUUUGAGAAAGAUAUCACUGUGAUAUUGAACGCUCUAAAUGCAGCACACCAGAAAAGGCAAAAUGUUCUCCUCUCUGCCACCCUAACAGAUGGAGUGAAUCGUUUAGCUGGGAUCAGUUUAAAAGAACCAGCCAAUAUAUAUAUCACAGAAACACGGCAGUCCAAACCUGUAUUUGCGACAAAAGGAAUGAGGAUCAAGCAAGAGAAUAUUGAGGAAGAUUUGGGAUGCUUUUCAAUUCCAGAGCAACUUCAACAGUUUAUAGUAAUGGUUCCCAGCAAACUGCGACUAGUUACACUUUCAGCAUUCAUACUCCAAAAAUGCAAAAUGGAAAAGAAACAGAAAAUGAUGAUAUUUUUCUCUAGUUGUGAGUCUGUGGAAUUUCACUACACCCUUUUCACAAAUGUCCUUACUCCAUAUUCUGACAGCAAGGAGCUAAAACAUUUACCUUUCUCAGCUUGUAAGAUGCUGUUUCUGCGAUUGCAUGGGAACAUGGAGCAGGAGGCGCGGAAGCAAGUUUUUCUGGAAUUUUUACAGUCAAAAAUGGGUGUCCUUCUCUGCACAGACGUAGCAGCACGUGGGCUGGAUCUGCCAGAAGUCACGUGGAUUGUUCAGUAUUGUGCUCCGACCUUGCCUGCAGAAUAUGUUCACAGAGUAGGACGGACAGCCCGAAUUGGGUCCUGUGGAAACAGUCUUCUUUUCCUCACUCCCUCUGAAGCAGAAUAUGCAAAGGUGCUUGCAUCUCACCAAAUCAGUGUCUCUGAAAUGAAAAUGGAGGGCAUCCUAUCAACACUUUUAAUGGAGUGCUUAAGAAGAAAACAAUCUGGACACAAGUUGGAUACCACUAUCUUGCAUGGAGUAAGAGAAUCAGCAACAACCUUGCAAAAAGAAUAUGAGAACUACGUCCAUUCAACCAAAGAAACCCUUCUGCAAGCCAAGAAAGCUUUGCAGUCAUUCAUUCGAGCAUAUGCCACAUAUCCAACAAACCUAAAGCGUUUCUUCCAUGUGAAGACACUUCACCUUGGACACGCUGCAAAGAGUUUUGGGCUCCGAGAUACCCCACAGAACCUCAGUAGCACAAUACAGGCCAAUCAGCCCAAGAAGAGUUUAAGACCGGGGGUAAAAAGGUCUGGCUUAGAUGGACAUUUGUUCGUUAAGAGCAAAGUGGCUUCGUUGCUGCAGUCUGAAUAUUCAAAUGGAUUUGGAGAAAAUUUUUAUAAGGUAAAGAAGAAGCAAAAACCUCUAAAAAACCGCAGACCACAGUCAGAAAACAUCUGAAGCAACUGCAAACAUCUGGGGGUACGUUGUCAAGCGUGAUGCUGUUAACCCAGGUCAAGUGACGUCAAAAUGAAGUGAACAGCCCUGAGCUGAGUCCAGCAAAUUCCUGAAUCAUCACUCUUAUCUCAGUCCUGAACUGCUGUUGUGUCUUUUCAAAUUGUGCUUAUAAAAGAGAGAAAAUUUACUUGUAACUUAUUGCAUGGAGAUGAAAAAAUGAUUUGAAUUAAUUUCACAGAAGGUGCUUUGUACCACUUAAAGCAAAUACGUCCUCCAGUCUCCUCCCAUAUCAGAUACAAACCCAGGUCCUGAAGGCGUAACUUUAGUAUUGUAAUAAAUUAUGAUGUGCAGCUGCACAUUGGAGAAGGGGAAAAAUGCUUCAUUUCAUCUGUCUGCUUGGGAUACAAACCCAGAUAUCCAAGUUAAGAGGAGCAGUGUUCUACAUCCCUACAAGGAAGGUCUGUCUGUUGCAGGACAGAGGAAAAAAGCCAUGGUUAUAAUUUUCUAAAUACUGCAUCUAAAGCAAAGAAUAACAAAAUUUACUGAUUCCAUUAUAUAAUGGAUAGCUGUGGAAUGCAGAAAGCUAACAAGCUAAAUAAUCAGAUAGCAAAGUUGUGGGUUUGUCCAGUCUGAAGAUUUGCACAAUCUUGUUUUAUUUUUCCUGCAUCUUCUUGAACUAUCAGUUUGUAGCUCUCUGCUUUGUACUGUGAGGGCUUGCCAUGGGUAUCCAGGCUGCCUUAUAUCCAAGGGUUUAUAAUCUAUUAGCUUCCAAAUUUUCAGGUCACCCAUGCAAGUGGUUUCACCUGCUUCGAGUUACUUCACAGGCAGUUUGAAGGCACCUUUUAACAAUAUUUGUAAUCCAACCUAAAAACAUACCAUCACCUGUACUGUUAUCAAUCAUUUUACCUAAUGUGGUCUGAAUUCAAAGGUCGAAUCUUUGAUUAAAAUCAAUGCCCUUUAUGAAAUGUAAAAUCAAUUGAACUGAGGUUAUAUAAAAGGAUGGGACUGACAUUUAUUGAAAUUCAAGAUGUUUUAAGAAAUAAAUUGGAAAUAUUUG